This is a messenger RNA of Sorex fumeus (smoky shrew), 3836 nucleotides long. It is a transcript of the gene BRD1, whose product is annotated as bromodomain containing 1. Gene Ontology annotation, molecular function: protein binding. Gene Ontology annotation, cellular component: MOZ/MORF histone acetyltransferase complex. Bases 136 to 3714 code for a protein of 1192 amino acids. Gene Ontology annotation, biological process: regulation of transcription by RNA polymerase II. The transcript has 13 exons. The record is from RefSeq and is a predicted model, not a curated record. NCBI's taxonomy places the organism in Eukaryota, Metazoa, Chordata, Mammalia, Eulipotyphla, Soricidae.
CCGCACCGCCCGCGCCUGGAGCGGCGGCCGGGCCGCGGCCGUUGGCGGAGGAGCCCGGCGCCAUUUCCCCCGGCCGCGCCGCCCCCGCCCGCCGCCCGGCCCCCGGGCCGCGGCCCCCGAGGUAAUCAUUACCAAAUGAGGAGGAAAGGACGAUGUCAUCGAGGCGCUGCACCGAGGCAUCCUUCCUCCCCGUGCAGUAUUAAACACUCCCCCACACGAGAAACACUAACGUACGCGCAAGCCCAGAGGAUGGUUGAGAUAGAAAUUGAAGGGCGUCUGCAUCGGAUCAGUAUUUUUGAUCCCUUGGAGAUCAUAUUAGAAGAUGACCUCACUGCUCAAGAAAUGAGCGAAUGCAACAGCAAUAAAGAAAAUAGUGAGAGGCCACCUGUGUGCUUAAGAACUAAGCGUCACAAAAAUAACAGAGUCAAAAAGAAAAGCGAGACCCUUCCCAACGCCCAUGGCACGCCGGCCUCGGCCAGCGCGCUCCCCGAGCCCAAGGUGCGCAUUGUGGAGUACAGCCCGCCGUCGGCUCCCCGCCGGCCCCCGGUGUACUACAAGUUCAUCGAGAAGUCGGCCGAGGAGCUGGACCACGAGGUGGAGUAUGACAUGGAUGAGGAGGACUACGCCUGGCUGGAGAUCAUCAACGAGAAGCGCAAAGGGGACUGCGUGUCGGCCGUGUCGCAGAGCGUGUUCGAGUUCCUGAUGGACCGCUUCGAGAAGGAGUCCUACUGUGAGAACCAGAAGCAGGGCGAGCAGCAGUCCCUCAUCGACGAGGACGCCGUGUGCUGCAUCUGCAUGGACGGCGAGUGCCAGAACAGCAACGUCAUCCUCUUCUGUGACAUGUGCAACCUGGCCGUGCACCAGGAGUGCUACGGGGUCCCCUACAUCCCUGAGGGCCAGUGGCUGUGCCGGCACUGUCUGCAGUCCCGGGCCCGGCCCGCUGACUGUGUGCUGUGCCCCAACAAGGGAGGUGCCUUCAAAAAGACGGACGACGAUCGUUGGGGCCAUGUGGUGUGUGCCCUGUGGAUCCCCGAGGUUGGCUUCGCCAACACAGUGUUCAUUGAGCCCAUUGACGGCGUGAGGAACAUCCCGCCGGCCCGCUGGAAACUGACGUGCUACCUCUGUAAGCAGAAGGGGGUGGGUGCCUGCAUCCAGUGCCACAAGGCCAACUGCUACACGGCCUUCCAUGUGACCUGUGCCCAGAGGGCCGGGCUCUACAUGAAGAUGGAGCCCGUCAAAGAGCUGACGGGCGGCGCCACCACCUUCUCCGUCCGAAAGACCGCAUACUGUGAUGUCCACACGCCCCCGGGCUGCACCCGGAGACCACUGAACAUUUAUGGGGAUGUGGAGAUGAAAAACGGUGUCUGUCGGAAGGACAGUUCGGUUAAAACGGUUAGGUCCACUUCCAAGGUCCGGAAGAAAGCGAAGAAGGCUAAGAAGACGCUGAGCGAGCCCUGUGCAGCCUUACCGCCCGUGUGCGCCCCUUACAUUCCCCCGCAGAGAUUGAAUAGGAUUGCGAAUCAGGUGGCAGUCCAGCGGAAGAAGCAGUUUGUUGAGAGAGCCCACAGCUACUGGCUGCUCAAAAGGCUGUCUCGGAACGGCGCGCCCCUGCUGCGGCGGCUCCAGUCCAGCCUGCAGUCCCAGAGAAGCACGCAGCAGAGAGAGGACGACGAGGAGAUCCAGGCGGCCAAAGAGAAGCUCAAGUACUGGCAGCGACUGCGGCACGACCUGGAGCGCGCGCGGCUGCUCAUCGAGCUGCUGCGCAAACGCGAGAAGCUCAAGCGGGAGCAGGUCAAGGUCGAGCAGAUGGCCCUGGAGCUGCGGCUCACGCCACUCACCGUGCUGCUGCGCUCUGUCCUGGACCAGCUGCAGGACAAGGACCCGGCCCGCAUCUUCGCCCAGCCAGUGAGCCUGAAGGAGGUGCCAGAUUAUUUGGAUCACAUUAAACAUCCCAUGGACUUUGCCACAAUGAGGAAACGGUUAGAAGCUCAAGGGUAUAAAAACCUCACUGAGUUUGAGGAGGAUUUUGAUCUCAUUGUAGAUAACUGCAUGAAGUACAAUGCCAAGGACACGGUGUUUUAUAGAGCCGCAGUGAGGCUGCGUGAUCAGGGAGGCGUGGUCCUGAGGCAGGCCAGGCGCCAGGCGGACAGCAUCGGCUUUGAGGAGGCCACGGGGAUGCACCUGCCUGAGCGGCCUGCCGCCGCCCCCCGGCGGCCCUUCUCCUGGGAGGACGUGGACAGAUUGUUGAACCCGGCCAACAGGGCCCACAUGGUGCUGGAGGAGCAGCUGAGAGAGUUGCUGGACAAACUGGACCUCACGUGUGCCAUGAAGUCCAGCGGGUCUCGGAGCAAACGGGCCAAGUUAUUAAAAAAAGAGAUUGCUAUCCUUCGUAAUAAACUGAGUCAGCAGCACAGCCAGCCCCCGCCCGCCGAGUCAGGUACUGGAACCCUCGAAGAGGAAAGCACGCUGCCCGGGCAGGAGACAGGGGACGGAGGAGAUAAAUCUCCCCCUAAACUUGAACCAUCAGAUGCAUUACCUCUUCCUUCAAACUCGGAGACUAAUUCAGAACCACCAACCCUCAAACCAGUAGAACUCCACCCCGAGCAGAGUAAACUAUUCAAAAGAGUCACAUUUGAUAAUGCAUCACAUAGCACUUGCACUCAGAGCGCCCUGGCACUCGGACACCCUCCAGAGCCCACUCUCGCCAGUAGUGGCGAUGCGCCGGCGGCGGCCUCCGCGGUGGCGGAGCCAGCAAGCGAUGUAAACAGACGCGCCUCUGUUCUCUUCUGCAAACCGAAAAGUGUAAGCCCCCCAAAGUCUGCCAAGAACACUGAAACCCAGCCAACUUCUCCUCAGCUAGGGACCAAAACCUUUUUGUCUGUAGUCCUUCCGAGGUUGGAGACUCUUCUGCAGCCAAGAAAAAGGUCGCGGAGCACCUGCGGAGACUCCGAGGUGGAGGAGGGGUCCCCGGGAAAGCGCCUGGACACAGGUCUGACCAAUGGCUUUGGGGGUGCCCGGAGCGAGCAGGAGCAGGAGCAGGAACUGGGCAAUGCCCUGGGGAGAAAAGCCCCACCCCGGCGCCGCUGUGCCUCUGAGUCCAGCCUGUCGUCCAGCAGCGGCCCGCUCUGUGACUCGAGUUUCAGCACGCCCAAGUGUGGACGGGGCAAGCCGGCCCUGGUCCGGCGGCACACGCUGGAGGACCGCAGCGAGCUCAUCUCGUGCAUCGAGAACGGCAACUAUGCCAAAGCCGCCCGGAUCGCCGCUGAGGUCGGUCAGAACAGCAUGUGGAUCUCGACGGACGCGGCCGCCUCCGUGCUCGAGCCUCUCAAAGUCGUGUGGGCCAAGUGCAGCGGCUACCCCUCCUACCCGGCCCUGAUCAUCGACCCCAAGAUGCCGCGUGUGCCUGGCCACCACAACGGGGUCACCAUCCCCGCCCCACCUCUGGAUGUGCUGAAGAUCGGGGAGCACAUGCAGACGAAGGCGGACGAGAAGCUCUUUCUGGUUCUGUUCUUUGACAACAAGAGAAGCUGGCAGUGGCUCCCCAAGUCCAAGAUGGUCCCCCUCGGCAUCGACGAGACGAUAGACAAGCUGAAGAUGAUGGAGGGGCGGAACUCGAGCAUCCGCAAAGCCGUGCGCAUCGCCUUCGACCGCGCCAUGACCCACCUGAGCCGCGUGCACGGGGAGCCGGCCAGCGACCUCAGCGACAUCGACUGAGCCGCGCCCGCCUCGUCCUUGGUGUCGAUGCUGUACAUGUCUGUAUAUUGUCCCGACUUAACUUAUUCUGACCCUCGCGUACUUCUGUGAUUCUUUCUCGGGGACGUUCCUCUUCCCCGUUU